Daucus carota subsp. sativus is the source of this 2839-nucleotide messenger RNA. RefSeq names its product pentatricopeptide repeat-containing protein At3g50420. Gene Ontology annotation, biological process: RNA modification. Gene Ontology annotation, molecular function: RNA binding; protein binding. Lineage: Eukaryota; Viridiplantae; Streptophyta; Magnoliopsida; Apiales; Apiaceae. The transcript has a single exon. Bases 40 to 2145 code for a protein of 701 amino acids. The record is from RefSeq and is a predicted model, not a curated record. Gene Ontology annotation, cellular component: intracellular membrane-bounded organelle.
AAAACUGAAGACGAACCGAUUUCAAACGGUUAAAUUUACAUGUCAUCGGUGUCUUCACUAGCAGACCUUCUCAUCCUAAAAUGUACCUCGACAACUUCACUCCGACAAGCUCGUAUCCUCCACGCCCGUAUCCUAACCUCCAUACCCAUCACUCUCCACACUCCAUUCACAUACAACAACAUCAUAUCCAUGUACGCCAAAUGCGGGUCUCCAGGAGACUCCCACCACGUGUUCGACAAAAUGCCUCAACGAAACAUCAUUUCCUACAGUGCACUCGUUUCUGCAUAUUCUCGCUCUCCCCACAAUGCCCACUUGGCGUUUAAACUGCUUUCCCAAUUGCAUUCCACAGAUUGCUUUAGACCAAAUAGCCCGAUGUUUUCGGGGCUACUGCAAGCAUCAUUGUGCAUGGGGGAUUAUGUAUUGGGUUCUGAAUUGCAUUGCCAAGUUUUAAAAUUUGGGUUUCUGGAUGAUAAAUACGUGCAGACUUCUUUGCUUAGUUUGUACGUGCAUUGUAAGGAUAUGGGAUGCGCGAAAAGAGUGUUCUUUGAUAAUAAUUAUAAGGAUACUGUGGCUUGGAAUACUAUAAUAAAUGGGUUGGUGAAAAAUGAAAAGAUUUUACAAGGGAUGCGGUAUUUUUGUAAUAUGGUUGGAAGUGGAGAAAGGCCGUGUAAAUUUACAUAUUCGACGAUGCUGAAUGCUUGCAGCAAAUUGGGGGAUCAUGAUAUAGGACGGCUCAUUCAUGCUCAUGUAAUUCUAAGUGGCACUACUGCUGAUUUGCCUUUGUAUAAUGCAUUGCUUGAUAUGUACUGUGCUUGUGGUGAUGUGCAAACUGCUUGUACUGUUUUUAGUAGAAUCGAGAUUCCUGAUUCUGUCUCAUGUAAUUCGAUGAUAGCCGGGUAUGCAGGUAAAGGGGAUGGAGGGAAGGUAAUGGAUAUGUUUGUCCGGUUUUGGCAAAUCUCUACUGAGAAACCAGAUGAAUAUACUUUUGCGGCUGUUAUUAGCGCUACGGGAUCAUUUCCGUCCAUUAGUUAUGGGAAGUUGCUCCAUGCUCAAGUUAUCAAAAUAGGUCUUCAAAGGAGUGUAUAUGUUGGAAGUAGCCUGGUUUCCAUGUAUUUCAAGAAUGGAGAUAGUGAUUCUGCUGAAGGUGUUUUUAAUACUUUAUUGGAAAGGGAUGUCGUUUUAUGGACAGACAUGAUCAUUGGCUAUUCUAGGCAAUCUGAAGGAGAGAAUGCGAUUAGGUUUUUCAGUGGUAUGUUGGAGGAAGGUUAUAAGCCUGAUGGUUUCACUCUGAGUAGUGUUUUAAGUGCAUGUGCUGAUCUUGCAGCUCAGCUGCAGGGCAAGACGAUUCAUUCCCUGGCUAUAAAAGCAGGAUAUGAUGUUGAAAUGAGUGUAUCAGGGAGUUUGAUAGAUAUGUAUGCCAAAAUUGGAAACCUCGAAGCUGCAGAAGCUGUAAUAUCGCAAGUCAGGAAACCUGAUUUGAAGUGCUGGAAUUCUAUUCUUGGUGGCUACGGUAACCAUGGUAAAGUUAUCGAGGCAUUUGAAGUUUUUGAUGAGAUCAUAAAACUUGGGCUAUGUCCAGAUCGAGUGACAUAUCUUUGUAUCCUUGGUGCUUGUAGCCAUUGUGGUUUGGUUGAUGAAGGAAGGUACUUGUGGUCUCGAAUGUUGGAAACUGGUUUGACACCUGGGCCUAAGCAUUAUUCUUGUAUGAUAAGCUUAUUAACCAGAGCAGGAUUAUUAGUUGAAGCAGAAGAAAUGAUCGUUAACUCGCCUUACAGUAGCGAGAAUUUGGAGAUGUGGAGAACUUUGUUAAGUUCGUGUGUUCGUAAUUGUAACAUGGAAAUUGGGACACGUGCUGCUCAGCAAAUUAUAUGCAUUGACGAUGAAGAUAGAGCAACCAAUGUACUGCUUAUAAAUUUCUACUCAUCUAUUGGGAGAUGGGAUGUUGUAGCAGAAUUACGGAGAAAGACAAGAGAAUCGGUAUUGGAAAAGUAUCCUGGCCUAAGCUGGAUUGAAGUCAUGAAAACAACUCAUAUAUUCUCUUCUGGAGAUGAAUCGCACCCGGAGUUUGAUGAAGUGCAGGCUGAGCUGAGUCAUCUGCAAGGAAACUUGAGUGUCUUAGAAAACGAUGAGGUUUGCGAACAUUAAUUUUUGAAUGUGUGGAAUGAAAGUGGAAACAAGGUUCAUAUCUAUUAGCUGGUCGGCAAAUGAUUAAACCUUAAACAAAUUAUAUUUUCCAGACCAGUAGACCAGCAUAUGUUGUCAAGACACAGUUCAACAAGGAUGAGUCCACUAGCAUGUAAGGGUUCUUGAACUUAUACAGCUAGAUGGUUUGUCAAAUUUGAUUGAGGAAAACAUCCUAUUACCACUGUAAGUCUGUAAUACUCCCAUACCUUGAACAUUUACAAGGUUUUGGUGGUGUUACAGGUGGGCAAGUGCAGCCAGAAUUUACAGAAGGUCCUCAAUGAUCCUGAUCUUGCAUUAGCUGUACAGUUAAUGACGGGGUUCUUCUUUGGUAACAGAUAACCCGAAGACUGAUGGAAUGAAAACCCUGAGAAGUGAGAAGUUAAUGUGGUACUGGUUCAUUGCAAUGUCACAGGAAAGUUUUGUUUCCCAGUUCCACCCUUGCACUGCGACAGGAAAAUCGCCCAUUGCAAUGUCAGUGGAAAGUUUUAUUCCCCAGGUACACUGCGAGAUUAAGAUUAAGCAACUGGUUCUAAUUAUGCCGUAAGUUGUGACUUAUAAGUUGAAAUUUGCCAACAGAUACCGUGCAUGGUAGGCAUAUCUUUAUUUCGGGAAAAAAAUUCAUAUUUACACAUAAAUUUUAAAGAAGUGUUUAACC